AUGGUGAAACUGGGGAAACUCUUCUCGGAGGAUCAAUCUAAACUGAUUGAAAAGGACGAUGAGAGCGAAGAAGAGGAGGAGGAUGAGGAAGAUGAAACUCCGUUAGGCGCAGAUGUGUCCUUGGGCAUCAACAGCUUCGAAGUCUGUACCUUGUGUAAUGGCCGUGGUGAACUCAUCUCCAACAUACGAUGUGCUGCUCACACUCUCCAGUUAGCUGUUGAGGAUGCUCUCAAUAAAUUGAAGGGCUCGAGGAACACACUUGUGAAAGCUCGGACGGUUGCAAAAGCUUUGCGAACCCCAACCGUGAGAAAACAAUUGCGGUACAUGCAGCCGGGAGCAAAAAAGCCGAAGUUAGAUGUCGUGACACGUUGGCACUCGACAGCGGACAUGUUGGAAUCAUUGCUGGAAGUGAAAGAUUUCUGCAGGAAGUCUUCGAAGACAUUCACAGCUCUAGAAUUAUCCGAGAAGCAGUGGCAGUACAUCGAGGAUUAUCUGAAGUCGCUGAUGCCUGCUAAGUUUGCGACCAAACGCCUCCAAGACGAGCAGUUGACUCUUGGAUCAUUUUUCGGCAUCUGGCUGGAAUGCAAAUGUGAGACACAGAUGGUAAAUACGUCUCUGGCAACUGAGCUCGUGACAGCAAUGGAGAAGAGGGAAGAAAAACUUCUGGAGAACGAAGCACUCCUAGCCUCU
This is a messenger RNA of Diachasma alloeum, 690 nucleotides long. RefSeq lists its product as uncharacterized. The annotation marks the transcript as partial. NCBI's taxonomy places the organism in Eukaryota, Metazoa, Arthropoda, Insecta, Hymenoptera, Braconidae. The transcript has a single exon. The record is from RefSeq and is a predicted model, not a curated record.